This is a messenger RNA of Anguilla anguilla (European eel), 757 nucleotides long. RefSeq lists its product as uncharacterized. Lineage: Eukaryota; Metazoa; Chordata; Actinopteri; Anguilliformes; Anguillidae. The record is from RefSeq and is a predicted model, not a curated record. Bases 74 to 688 code for a protein of 204 amino acids. The transcript is spliced from 6 exons.
CCUGGAAAGCCGGUCUGUUUAAAAUCCAGUUUCUCUGACUAGUGAAUACAACGGAUUGGAGUUUCAGUACAAAAUGGAACUUCGCAAAACCUUGUUCUUCACUGCUGUGGUGUUCUCUACGAUGACAGUUUCCAGAGCUGCCGAGCCUUUGUUUGUGCCUGAGGGAGGCUCUGUUCGUCUGGAUGUGCCGGGAUAUGAAGAAUUACAGUUUCACACUUUAUCUUGGAAAUUUAAUGGCUCUGCAUUUGUACUAAAAUACUUUUCUCAGUCUAAAGGUCUGAUACAAUUUGAAGGCUAUGAUACCGCAGCAGAAGUUGAUGAGAAGAACUUCUCUCUGCUGCUGAAGAACGUGUCACAGAGACACAGUGGGAACUACACAGCAUGGAUACUUAAUGAAGGAAAAGAGAGAUGUGUUGCUACCAGAUGGGUCACAGUUCAAGGUCAACAGAAGGAAAACUCAAACAAACUAUCUAUUGGUCUUGGUACCUUCGCCAUCAUCAUCAUCAUCAUCAUCAUCAUCAUCGUCAGCAUCAUCAGCAUCAUCAUCAUCUGCAAACUUUACAAAAGAAAUAGGAUAACAUCUGGAGGGUCCCAGAUACAUAUGAAGUGCAAGGCUGAAUAUGCUUCUGUUAAGGUCCAAGACGCAGUGGCUCCAGCCAGCAGUGCGCUCGGUGGCGGAGGCUGUUAAGCAGGUCACAUUCGAGCGGGCGGCAGUGUAGUGUAAUGGGUCAACACUGCUGCCAACAGGACAGCCCCC